AACAGAUAUGAAGCUAUUUAAGAGUAGUUAGAUUGGUUUCAAUUUCAAGUCUCUCCCCGAGAAGUAAGAUUGAGUAGUGAGUAUGGAGAUUCUAUUAUUUGUGAUUUCAUGCCUGCUAAUUUUCACAAAUUAUCAGCAGCUCUACUGUUCAGCGGUUGAAGCACAGAAUUUGGAAUAUCCAUAUCCGUUUAUGACAGCAGAUGCUGCAAAGGCAGCUGCAAGAACAUAUGAUUACAUUGUGGUUGGAGGAGGUACAGCGGGUUGUCCUCUGGCAGCAACACUGUCACAGCACUAUUCAGUUUUGCUAUUGGAGAGAGGAGACUCCCCCUAUGGAAAUCCCGACAUUGAAGCCGUAAAAGGCCUUUUAAAGAUUAUUGGGGAUCCCGCUAAAUACCCAUUUGUCGCUGAGGGAUUUCUCUCAGAAGAGGGAGUGCAGUUGAUAAGGGGAAGAGUUCUGGGAGGUGGAACAGCCAUUAAUGGUGGCUUUUACAGCAGGGCAAGCGCGGAAUUCAUUCGAAAGAUGGAGUGGGAUGAGAAACUUGUUAACGAGUCCUAUGAAUGGGUAGAGGAGGUUGUUGCCUUCAAACCAGACAAGCUUUCUCGUUGGAAUUCUGCUUUCCGUAAUGCACUUUUGGAAGCUGGAGUGCUUCCUUAUCAUGGGUAUACUGUGGAUCAUUUUGAAGGCACCAAGAUUAGCGCUUCAACUUUUGACAACAAUGGAAGGAGACACACAGCUGCAGAUCUUCUGCGAUAUGCGAAUCCAGAUAACAUUGUAGUUCUUCUCAAUGCCACAGCCAGCAAAAUCCUAUUCGAUUCCUCAUCAGGAAAAUUACACGCUAUUGGUGUGGAGUUUGUGAGUACCAUUGAUGGCCUUCUUCAUCAAGUAUUCACCAAUCACUUAUCACCUUGGAGUGAGGUAAUUUUGUCAACAGGAAGCAUAGGUAGUCCUCAACUUCUCAUGCUAAGUGGAGUUGGCCCCUCAGAACAACUUCAAGAAUUGAAUAUCACUGUAUAUUUAGAUUUGAACUUAGUGGGGAAAGAAAUGCAAGAUGCACCACGGAUAACAACCCUUAUCAAGUCCCCUGAACCACUUGACAUUGCUCAACCACAAAUAGUUGGUAUAUUAGAGAAUUCACAAGUCUACAUUGAGUCUUUUAGCUUUUUUCAACAAGAAAGUGCCACUGAAUAUCAGUAUCUAGCUUGUAUUUUGACCAAGUUGGCUUUACCCCUAUCUAGGGGUGAUCUUAGACUUAGAAGUAAAAACCCACAAGAUAUCCCCUUUGUAAGAUAUAACUACCUCUCUCAUGCUUUUGAAGUAGAGGGUUGUAUUCAUACUGUUAAGAUGUUGUCAAAUCUUGUCAAGACACAUUCUAUUCAAGAAUUUACAUUUGGAGGCAAUGGUAACUCCAAAAUCCUUCAAUUCGUAGGGCCGGAAUUACCUCAAAAUCUACUAGACAAUAAAGAAUUGGAAAAGUUUUGUAGGGAUACAGCAGAAUCAUUUUGGCAUUUCAAUGGAGGAUGUGAAUUUGGUUCUGUGAUAGACAAAAACUUUCAUGUGAAAGGCAUUGAUAGCCUAAUGGUUGUGGACAAUUCAAUCUUCAAGGAUAGCCCUGGGACAUAUCCACAAGCAACUCUCAUGAUGCUUGGAAGAUAUGUGGGAGCUCAUAUUCUUCAAAAGCGUACACACAUCUGUGAAUCUUAGACCAUUUCCAUGUUUUAAAAGAUAAUGUCAUCACAAAGAUGGAGCAAGAUCAUUUUUAUUAUGAAAAAUGUAUUGGUUCUUAGCUAGUAUCAUACUGGGUACAUAUCAUCUCUAUGAUUCCCACCUCUAUAGGGAGACUACUCAUCAAUAUUUUGAUCAUUUUGAUAUGACACUAGGACCUUAUGUUGAUGAUAUUGUUAUUUUAUGUGAUUGGACUCUGAUUUGGCACUUGGUUAGACAGUAAUAAUAUGCAUUCUC
Molecule: messenger RNA, 1960 nt
Organism: Cryptomeria japonica (Japanese cedar)
Lineage: Eukaryota; Viridiplantae; Streptophyta; Pinopsida; Cupressales; Cupressaceae
Product: protein HOTHEAD
Exons: 4
Coding region: 83-1702 (539 amino acids)
Molecular function (GO): oxidoreductase activity, acting on CH-OH group of donors; flavin adenine dinucleotide binding
Source: RefSeq, a predicted model, not a curated record